CUCGGUACAGUUGUCAUGAGCAGGGAAAUCAGCCAUAGAGACCAGGCUGUUUAUUUCUUGGACAUUUUAACAUGGGGACUUAUGGAGACUGACUCACUUCUGGAGAUGUUAGCUGGGAUUAGCUCCUAUACCUAAAGUAGUUUUUAGUUUUAUUUUUCUGUUCAGUGCUGAUGUUUUGUUCACUUAGAGGAGAAGUUGACACCUCGGCACUAGGACCCAUCAGACUAUUCAGGCUGGAAUAUUCCGGCGCUAGGACCUCUUGGACAGUCUUGGUCUCUUUGUCUCCACCAGUCAGCGCCUCCCCCUUCUCCUCCUCCUCCUCCUCCUCCUCCUCCUGCUCCUCGUCUGUAGUCUCAUUCCGUGUCUCUCUCCAUCAGCAGCGGUCUGGAUGCUUGCAGGGACAGAAACAUGGCUGUGAAUCUCGGCAAGAACAGACUGGCCCUGCUGACCGCCUAUCAGGACGUCAUUGACGAGACCUCGGACACCGACUGGGCCUUGUACACAUAUGAGGAUGACAGCAAUGAUCUGACACUGGCAUCAUCAGGAGAAGGGGGUCUGGCAGAGAUCACACUGACCUUUGACAGUGGCAGGGUGAUGUACGGCUUCUGCAGCCUGAAGGAGCCCACCUCCGCUCUGCCACGAUACAUCCUCAUCAACUGGGUCGGAGAAGACGUGCCGGAUGCCAGGAAGUGUGCCUGUGCCAGCCACGUCGCCACCAUCGCUGACUUCUUCCAGGUCAGACCCACGACGGGGGUGGAGGUCAUCGUGAACGCCAGCAGUCUGGACGACAUUGACCCAUCAGCCAUUGGUCAGCGGCUGACCAACGGGACAGCAGUGGUGGCAAGUCCGGUCCUGAGCCGCCUGAGAACCCGUGAUGAAGAACAUGGAGACGUGGGCACAGUGUACGAGAAGACCAAUGCAGAGGUGGAGAUGAAGAAAAUCAAUAGAGAGGAGUUUUGGGAGCAGGCCAAGCGCGAGGAGGAGAUCAGGAAGGAGGAGGAAAAGAAGAAGGCGGCAGAGGAGCGACAGCGCUACGAGGAGGAGCGAAUGGAGCUGGAGAGGAAAGAGCAGGAGAACCGGGAGAAGAGGUACCGCGAGAGGGAGAGGCAGAUUGAGGAGCACAGGAAGAAGCUGCAGGAGGAGGAAGAGGCCAGAGAAAGGUUGCAGAAUCAGACUGGCAUCGCUACAGAGGCGAGCCUCGAGGACCUCAACCUGGACAAGAAAGAGUCUGAGGUGGAGGAGGCGAAGGCCAUCAUUGCUCAGCGGUCAGGAAACCCGCGAGAGUUUUUCAAGCAGAAGGAGAGAGCCAUGACCAUCAGUGUUGACACCUCGCCUGUCUCCGUCCACAGGACCGGCCGUUUGGACAGCCCGUUCUUGAGGCAGCAGCACAGUCCCAGCAGCCCCAGUCCGACUCCCCCACCUCGGGGCGCGUCGCCCCUCCGCACCCCACCACACGCACGGACGCAGCCCAUCGCUGCAGCCGAUGACAAUGACGACGAAGGGAGAACAGAGCGCAACAUGGCUGCCGUGUCACCCAUUCCUAAAAUAGUCACUACACCCAUCAAAGAGGACUUCAGCAAGGAUGAGGAGGACUGCAGAGACGAGUGGGAUUCGGUGCCAAAAGAGGAGCAAAAACCGCCAGUCCAGGAGUCAACACCCACCAAACCCGUGCAGAGUGUCGCCCCGCAGGCCCGCGACUCCUCCAACUUCUCUGUGUGGGAGUCCGGGACAGACAGCCUGGUCAACCUGUGGGAUAGCAGCUCCGGCCCUCCUCCAAACUCUUCCCAGACCUCCCAGUCCUCCAAUCUGGUGGACCUGAUGGGUGAUGUCCUUCACGAUAACCUCCCACCCAGCACCGCCGCCGCCAGCAGCAAGCCUCAGCCUCUCCUCAGCUUCGAUGAGAUGAUGGACGGGACCUUCUGCUCGGGCACCGGCGCCGAGGACGACCCCUCCAGUCUGGUGGAUGUGACAGCCUCUGACCAGAUGACCCUCAGCUACCAACAUGCACUGCAGCAUGCAUCCGGGGAAAGGCAGGAGCUGGAUGAUGGACAGCUACUGAUGACCAAUGGGGAGACGCUGCUGAAAGAAGGGACUCAGGCGAGUGAGGGCUACUUCAGCCAGUCACAGGAGGAAGAAUUUGGCCAAUCAGAGGAGUCCUCAGCCAAACCUACACCGGUCUUUUACAACAAACCACCAGAGAUUGACAUCACGUGCUGGGACACGGACCCCGUGGUCGAUGACGAAGACGACUAACCGGCCUAUCAGACGCCACUCCCAUCCCCCAUCCUCCUCCCCUGGACCAAGAGGAAGUAGGAAGUGCGCUUCAUGAAGAAACAGAUCUUUUUUCUAAAAAAAACGAAUCACAAACAAACAAAAAAAAAGUAAUAAUAAUAACAAAUCUUGCAUCAAAACUACUUCUGUAUUAUCUUUUAGAGGAAACGAAAACAGUAGCCACUGAAAAAAGGGUUUGAGUUCUCGUUAAAGAUGGUUUGAAGGCUCACUUAUUUUCUGUGUGUUUGUUAUUUUUAUUUAUUUGUUUUUUCUUUUUUUCUUUUGUUUUGCUAUGCAGAUGUAUUAGCUGGGGGCGGGUGACUUUGUUUGUGUAAACCAUUUAUUACACAUUAACGUAGCGCACUGCCUCAUUUUAGAGAUGAUGAAGCCCCCUGCCCGUGUGAGGCAGGCAGCCAACACACAUCGUCUGUAGUGCUUUAAUAACACCCUAUAAAACUAAUACAGUGGAUCAUUACAGCCGCCAUGUAUAUCUUCGCUCUCUGUUUCUUUUCUUACCUUUUUUUCACCUCCUUCCUUCUGCCUUCCUCCCAAAAAAUUCACCUCUGCAAGUCAGUUAAUCUUGUAUUUAACCCUCAGUAAGGAAUCUCUCAAGAUGAAAUAACUCAAAUUGUGGCUCCUUUUUCACCCCUUUUGUAUGAUUUAAAGGCUGAAUUCAAGAUUAAAUGGCUUGUAAAUCUGGUUCCUUUUUUCAGUGCACUUUUAUUAUUUAUUCUGCCUCCUUGUGGAUGAACUGCAUCUUCUCAAUCAGCCCUCCCCUCAUUGUUUUUUUUACCCCGACUUAUAUAUUUACACAAGCAAAAAAACUAAAGUAUUUCUUUGCAUCUAAUCUAGAUGAAUAUACUGUAGAUAUUUUUCCAAGUGUUAACAGUUUUUUAGGAGAGUUUGGCUUUGUGGUAAUGAACAUGAAGCCUCCUUCAGCUUGUGCACAGUAGAAAAAACAAACAAUGCAUCCUUUGUAUGAUUCUUAUUCUACGGAAAUUUCCCACAAUUUUUUGGACAGCAGUCGGCACAGGUCCUCUUCAGAGCCGCAGAGGUUUUAAAACAAUGAAAAAUAUUUGAAUGUUUAUUUCUGGCAAUUAGAUCCUGGAUGACAGAGGGAAGUUGGGAUGAAACUUUGGCCACACGAUGCUUGCAAAUCUUAUUUUUUAUGUCUGUGUUAUGAUCUGCAUGGAGAACCAGAUGUUCAUGAUUUAUCACAUUAGUGCUGAUAUGAUGGUCAGUUUUAAUUAUAGAUGAGCUUCACACAGUCUGCACAAUAUUAAGUCAGAAAACUGUAGAAGGAAACAGAAACAAACCUCAUAACUAAUCUAAGCAGCAGUGAAACUAAACUCAAAGUUUGAAGCAUUUGUUAAUUCUGCAGUGUGAAGGUAUCAGUGUUCAUUUCGAAAGCAAAUUUUGAUUGAAUCAUGCUUUAGUCAAUUGAAUUGUUUUAGAUAUAGUCCAGUUGUAGUUGAAUAAACUGUAAUGAGUUUAAAUUGUGAAACCUGAACUCAUUCUUCCAAACUCAUCAAUCUCGAGGAAACAUCUGUUGCUAUUUACAAGACAAGUUUGCAAUCUAACCCCUUGAUCCCACCGGGCUUGGCUCUGUGUUUUGGUUAGUUUUCUAUGAGGCUUCAAACUCCACCAAGAGUGUUUCAGAUUUGGUAAUUUUUACCUUGUUUAUGCUGUUCUACCACGAGUUAGUAGGCUAGAUAGUUCAAUAGUUAAGUCUAAAAUUGACCAGAUUCUGUAUGCUGUUUCAGAUCGAUCUGCUCUGUGCAGAUUGAUGCAGAUUUUUUCUAUUGAAAAAGUUUAACUUGUUUUGUAUUUCAAGUUUAGAGAACUAACAACUACUCAAAGAGAUUCACAAUUCAUCCCUCCCUAACAUUUGCGUCUUGUUUUAAGUCAUUCAUGACAGAUUUUGGCAACGCAUUUCAGAUUGGUAGGAUCACAAACUAGGCUUAUUAAUCAUAACAGACGUUUCCUCCAGGAGUAUAAAAUGACUUUGAGAAAAAAUGUUUAAGUAAAGAGUUACACUUAAACUAAACCCUUAAACCAAUUAUAGUGAACUAAGUUUACUAUAGAUUCAAUUGACUGAAGCUAAAACAAUUCAGAUGACCAAUAUAUGACAGAAACAUCAUGGGAUUUUAAUGAAAACACCUUUAAUGACCCUGAAGGAUACAAACCAAAACGUGUUGUUCUAACAAUAAAGUUGUUCUACAUACUACAAGUCUUGCUUGAGUUUUGAACUUGUCAGACAUUUUUCCUUCUUACGCACUGAAAACCUUGACUAGUUUUUGUCAUCAUGAAUCAGUUUUAGUUAUUGUCUAGUUUUUGUUUUUUGGUUUAUUAAUGAGAAAUGAAGAGAUCUAGAGGACACUGAGCUGAAGACAACAUGCUCAGAUACAUGAACAUUUUCAGCAUUUGUGGGUAAAUAUAUAAAAACCUUUCUGGUUCUCCACGCAGUUCACAACAAACAGUGACCAUGUCUGCUGCCCGACUGCUUUUGUUCUGUGCCAAUGCAAAAAAAAACAUUUUUUUUAUUGAUGUGAUAUUUAGUUGCCCUGGAAACUGGAGUAAGAGGUGGGGCGGGCUGAGACAGGAGGUGUGUGUGUUUUUAAUACCUGUCAAAAAGUGUGCUAGAAUGGAUUUUCAGGACCUUUUUGAAUAUUAGCAACAACAGUGUUAGUCUUUUUUUGCUGUAAAUUCCUGUAGAAAAUAAAAACUCCUAGGCAAUAA
Molecule: messenger RNA, 5010 nt
Organism: Larimichthys crocea (large yellow croaker)
Lineage: Eukaryota; Metazoa; Chordata; Actinopteri; Sciaenidae
Gene: dbn1
Product: drebrin 1
Exons: 15
Coding region: 409-2253 (614 amino acids)
Biological process (GO): regulation of actin filament polymerization; neuron projection morphogenesis; positive regulation of dendritic spine morphogenesis
Cellular component (GO): lamellipodium; cortical actin cytoskeleton; postsynaptic density
Molecular function (GO): actin filament binding
Source: RefSeq, a predicted model, not a curated record